AUGCCAGAAAAGCGCGGUCGCGGCAGUCCUGAGCUGGUGCCGAAUCCAUUCAUCAAGAAGCGAAAUCUGGAAUGGAGUAUAGAGCUUACCGGCUUGGCUCACGAUGCUGAGGAUUCGAGCAGCAGCUUGAGCUCGCUAUCGCCGAGCCCACCAGCUCAGGCUGAUGAACCCAAAACAUCGGCGGUGGAAGCAGGCGAAGCAAAAGUGGACGACCACCUUGCAUACUUCUGCGGUAUACUUGCGAAAGCGACAUUAGCGCCCUUCCCUAAUGGCAUGCCUCAACUUCCAGUUACAAAUUAUCGGGAGCUCUAUGACGCGCAUUUCGGAAAACGCGAGGGUGCUCACUUCGUUAUUCACCAGCAUGAUCAUCCUAUUGCUGGGACGCACUAUGACCUACGUCUCCAGAUCAACGAGACCAGCAGUGCAUCAUGGGCUAUCAUGUACGGUUUGCCCGGUGAUCCGAAUAGCCAGCGGCUAAACCGAAAUGCGACUGAAACAAGAGUCCACUGUCUAUGGAAUCAUCUUGUAGAGACCGCUUCCACCUCAACUGGUUCGCUGCUAAUCUGGGAUACUGGUACUUACACCGUCCUUCAGAGACGCAGUAAAUACGCGCCAGCAGAGGACCCAGACUCUCAGCCAUCUGCUCCGGGCGCAUCACCUCAGCUCACAGAACAAGAAAAGCUAAACCAGGCUUUCAAGGCCCGCAAGAUUCGCCUAGAGCUCAACGGAAGCCGCCUACCGCGCAACUACGUUCUCUCUCUGCGUCUCACUAAGAGUGAGGAUGCGGCCGGGAGAGCAAAGAUUGGAAGAAAGCCGAAGACACGACGGCGGCGAGGUGGUGCGAAAACCAAGGCUCCAGAGCCCAUGACCAGCUCCGAUUCGGAUUCCGACCGGAACACCGGUAAGGCCGGCGUCGGCGGCGAAGAAGACAUUGUUCAUGCACCGGCUGAAGUGGAUCAAGAAGGCGUUUCCGCCAUGGAACGGGAGAUACGGGAGCUAGAGGAUGAAGAAGUACGUAAGACCAAUGCGUAUACCGGUGCGACCAACACCAUUGGAAGUGUACACCAGCGCAAGUGGUAUCUCUCGCUUGAUCGGGAGGCCUGUGGUUUCGUGAAGCGUCGGAAACAAGGCAAAGUUAUUUGGGAGUGCGUCGAGGAGCACGAGGAUGUUGGAGAUGCAAGGCUCAGAUUCCCAUUCCACGUAAAAGGGGCAGAAGUUGAGCGCAGUGUUGUUACUGGACGGCAAGGGGCAGAAGUCUUGAAGGACGAAGGAGUGGUUGACUUUGUAGCUCGGAAGGGUUGGCGGCCGGUCCUGAAUUGA
Molecule: messenger RNA, 1320 nt
Organism: Pseudomassariella vexata
Lineage: Eukaryota; Fungi; Ascomycota; Sordariomycetes; Amphisphaeriales; Pseudomassariaceae
Product: DNA polymerase ligase-domain-containing protein
Exons: 2
Coding region: 1-1320 (439 amino acids)
Source: RefSeq, a predicted model, not a curated record